Molecule: messenger RNA, 1020 nt
Organism: Strongyloides ratti
Lineage: Eukaryota; Metazoa; Nematoda; Chromadorea; Rhabditida; Strongyloididae
Product: Snurportin-1
Exons: 2
Coding region: 1-1020 (339 amino acids)
Biological process (GO): snRNA import into nucleus
Cellular component (GO): cytoplasm; nucleus
Molecular function (GO): protein binding
Source: RefSeq, a predicted model, not a curated record
AUGGAAGAGCUAAGUGGUAUUUUAGAAGAAACAUUUAGUUUAAAAGAAGGAAAUAAUACAUCUGAAUCACAUCCAAGAUUUUCUAAAUAUAAAAAUGAAGGAAGAGCUAAGGAAAUACAAAGACAACGUCGUGAAGAAUAUAAAAAAAGGCAAUUAGAGCGAAGAUUUAAUUAUUUACAAAUAUUAAGAGGAUUAAAGACAGAAAUUGGUGGUGUAAUUAAAGAUGAUUUUGAUGUAGAUUCAAUGGAUGAUACUGAUUCCGUUACUUCAAGUGAUACUACAAAAGAAAGGAUACAAGUUAAAAGAAAAAAAAAAGAAGAAAAAAAAAAUUAUCUUAUGUUUAGUGAAUGGAUGGUAGAUAUACCUGAAAAUUUUGAAACUGAAUGGUUAAUGAAAUUGUGUCCAAAAGGAAGAAGGCAACUUGUUGUUGCUGCUAAUGGUUUGACAAAUAUUUAUGCAAAAUCAGGAUUUAGGGUUAAUCAAUUUUUAUCACAUCUUCCUGGUGGUUGCAAAAGUAAUCGUGAUUCACUAACCAUUCUUGAUUGUAUUCUAGACACAGAAAAAAAUAUAUUUUAUGUAUUAGAUUUAAUUAGUUGGGAUAAUACAGAUUUUUCAUCAUCUGAAUUUGAAUUUAGGCAUUAUUGGCUGAUAUCAAGAUUCGAAGAAAAUUCUUUAUUUGGAGAAAGGACAAAGAAAAAUCCAUAUUCUUUUAUACCUCUUCCAAUAUAUCCAUGUACAAAAGAAGGCAUUACUGAAGGAAUAAAUAAAGAAAUAUCUUUUAAAUUAGAUGGUUUACUUUUUUAUUCAAAAUCUGUGUUUUAUGAAAGUGGACAGAAUCCAUUUGUUGGAUGGUUACUUCCAUGGAUGCUUCCAGAUUGUUUAGGUAUUGACAUUCCUGAAAAGUAUAAAGAAAAUGGUGAAAAUAAGGAAGUGAAAGAAUUUAUUUCAAAUUUCAAUCAAACACAUGACUUUACAGGUUCUGUAAAAAAAACAAAAACAUGUAGUGAAAAAAUGAUUUAA